AUGGUACAGAUUCGGGUAAUAGAUAAACCAAAAAGCUCAGGAUCUCCAAAAGGAGAGGUAGGGGAGAUUGACACAAGAGCACCAUUUCAAUCUGUGAAAGCUGCCGUUAGUUUAUUUGGUGAAGUAGCUAUCUCCAAGGAUAAAGGCAAAGCAGUAUCCAAGAGAAGGCUUUCUUCUGAGAAAGUGUUGGACAAGGAGACUCAAUUUGUGUUGGUUCAAAGGGAGCUUGAAAAGUACAAGCAACAGCUUCAAGUUGCCGAGAAAACAACAGCUCGAUCAUAUUCUGAACUUGAAAAGGCCAAGACAACCCUAAACGACCUCACCAUCGAACUCAAAACUGCCACCGAAUCUAAGCUAUCAGCCGUGCAAGCUGCAGAAACUGUGAAGAAACAAGUCAAGGAACUUGAAGUUGCAAAAUCUCAACAGCACUUUGGAGAUGCUGCUAGUGAACUUGAACUGGAACAGGAAAGAGAGCAAUAUAUGAUCGUCAUGCAUGAACUUGAUCUUGCAAAGCAAGAACUCACCCAAAUCCGACAAGAUUUCGAUGGCUGUCUGCAGGCAAAAUCAGUUUCAUUUCAACAAGCAGCAGAAGUCCAGAUGGUGACCAAUGGGAACAUAGAAAGGAUAAGUGAACUUUCCAAUGAAAUUAGUGCCAUGCAAGAAUCAACUUUGCAAAUAAAGCUUGCAACUGUACAAUGUCAAGAACAACAAGAGAGUAUCAUGUCAGAGAAACAGGCUUGCAUUAAAGCUUAUGCAGCAACCAAGGAAGAUUUGGACAAGAAGUUGAUGUCUUUAAAGGAAGAAUAUGAUCCUGAGCUUCAUAAAAAACUUGAGCAGAAGCUUUCAGAAAGAAAUGAGGAGAUUGAAGUUAUACGAGAAGAAAUGAAAAGAGCACACGCCAUUGAAAUGGAUAAUGUGAAGCUUAUAACUACUGAGCUCAAUGAAGCAACGAAGACAUUGCAGAAAGUUGCCGAGGAAGAGAAUUUGCUUAGAAAUAUAGUGACUGCUCUUAAACUAGAAUUAGAUGAAGUUCAAAGAGAAAAAUCUGACUUGGAGAAGAGAGAAAAAAAAAAAUACGAUGGGCAAAGAUCACAACUUGAGAAGCUAUCAUCAGAAGCCGAGACUGCAAGAACAGAAGCAGAAGAGAUGAAGAAGAAAGCUAAAAAGCUGAAUCAAGAAACUGAAACAAACAUGUUAACGGCUGCAAGAGCAACGGAGAAGCUUCACCUUGUUCAAAAAGAGCUUGAAGAAGCCAAAGAAGGAGAAAAGAAAGCCCAUGAUGAGAUGAAAUCAUUGUCCGAAAAAUACAAUGAUCAAAAUCCUGAAUCCAAUAAUAACAUAAUACAAAUUUCAUUGCAGGAUAUUGAGACUUCAAACAAGAAAGUGGAGGAAUCUGAAAAUACAGCUGAGGCAAAAGAGGCAGAUGCUAAAUUUGAAAUAGAAGAAAUUAAUAUAAGGAAGAAUGCAACAGAAAUGAGGUUGGAGGAAAAUCUGGAAGCCAUGAAAGAAAUUGAAAUAGCAAUUGAUAUUGCUUUGAAGUCAGCAGAGAUAGCAGAGGCUGCACAAAGUGUGGUGGAGGGUGAACUUAGAAGGUGGCGACAAAAACAUGAUAAUAACAUAUUCUCAGUGUGA
Molecule: messenger RNA, 1632 nt
Organism: Manihot esculenta (cassava)
Lineage: Eukaryota; Viridiplantae; Streptophyta; Magnoliopsida; Malpighiales; Euphorbiaceae
Product: WEB family protein At1g12150
Exons: 2
Coding region: 1-1632 (543 amino acids)
Source: RefSeq, a predicted model, not a curated record